Molecule: messenger RNA, 4377 nt
Organism: Anoplopoma fimbria (sablefish)
Lineage: Eukaryota; Metazoa; Chordata; Actinopteri; Perciformes; Anoplopomatidae
Gene: paip2b
Product: poly(A) binding protein interacting protein 2B
Exons: 5
Coding region: 269-664 (131 amino acids)
Biological process (GO): negative regulation of translational initiation
Cellular component (GO): cytoplasm
Molecular function (GO): mRNA regulatory element binding translation repressor activity
Source: RefSeq, a predicted model, not a curated record
UACAGCUGGACAAACGCGACCCACGACACAACGUUUUCCCCCCUCGACGUUUCGGCAGGGAAACAGUGCAUUUAUCCGUUUUUAGCCAAUUACGCGAGCCAGCUGACAAAGGAGACACGUUGUUUUGGCGUAUUGGAGAUUAUUAGAAGAGUUUCUUUACUGUGUGGCUUUCCUGUGACGUCCGGGACCGGAAAAGAGCCUUUCCCCCCCCGACAGCUGGUUUGCGGAUUCCCCCUGUAAGCACUUGAAGUUGUGUGAGCCGGCUGAGAUGAGCGGUCCAGAGGUGGCCAAGACACCGGGAGGUGGUGCUCCGGGCAAGGAGGGAAAGGAGCCAGUGGCCAAUGGGCAUGCAGGAGAGGGCAGCGACGCCAAUCCAUUCGCUGAGUACAUGUGGAUGGAGAAUGAAGAAGAGUAUAACAGACAGGUGGAAGAGGAACUGCUGGAGCAGGAGUUCUUGGAGCGCUGCUUCCAGGAAAUGCUGGAGGAGGAGGACCAGGAUUGGUUCAUCCCUUCACGUGAUCUAAACAACCAGGGGGUGGGGCAGCUGCAGCAGCAGCUCAACGGCCUGUCCGUCAGCGAUCACCACAACAACCUGGAGGAAGUGGCGAGGAAGAGCAUCUUGAAUCCCGAAGCGAAGGAGUUCGUCCCGGGGAAGAAAUACUAGGAGUCCCCCUCACCCCCAUGGAGCCUCCACGCGCGCACACACACCAGUUCUCACAUAUUCUCAGAGACUCUGGCGGCCACGCCCGCACACACACUGAUUCACACACAUUCACACACGCACUCACUCGUACACACUUGAAGUCAAUGGCGUGCUUGGCAGGCCCAGUUGGGGGGUGGGGGGAUUUCUUUUUCUUUCUUUUUCUUUUUGUUUCUUUAAUCUUUUUAUUUCCUGUUUGUUUCUUGUAAACUGAGGGACAUUGGGAACAGGGGUGGGGGAGGGGUGUUAUACCAGCACCGCCCUACAGCGGGCGCUAGCUCAUCAUUGCAUUUCAGAUGACACUGUUGAUGCUUACAGAGCUUGCAGAUCCCAUUGAUGUCUCCUUGUAACCGAGGCAGCUACCAAGCAGUGAUACCAGGACAAAAUCCCAAACAUCUAUUAAACAUGAGAAAUUACUGCACAUACUAGUUAAUUUGUGUGCUGUCAGAUUUGGAAAACAUCGUCCGUAGGUUGAGGGUCGCCAUGACAGUGAGGAUAGAGAACGACAAAAAUUUUAGGGGACUUGAUGGAUUUCUGCAGCUGCUCUGUUGUGUCACCACGGUCAGUCAAACCCGUUAACGUUUGCUCCUAUUUUGUCAUAAGCUAAUGUGACAUCACAGCUCUUCUAGAAAUGCGGGUUCUUAUUUGUAUCUGCGGCGGCUCAGUUCCAAACCAAUUACAGACCCCAUCCCUCCCUGCACGCUUGUUUUGAAGUGGUCUUAACAGACAUGGGCAGGUGUAAUCAUGGAUAAGAAUUUAUUUUCCCAAUUUAUGUGGAAUUCCAUGUUUAUCUUUUGUCCAGUUUAUUAGAACAGGAGUGUGAGUUUCUCUAUCAUGCAUCAGGUCGAGUUAAGCAAGAAAAAUAUUAGAGGGAAGGUCAGAGAUUCGUGAACCUUGAAAAUAAAUAAAAACCUCAGUUCUCAUUUUAUUGUUUUGUUUUUGUUCACGGCUUCAUCCUUCAGUUCAAUUUGGAUUUGUGAGGCGUAGUGAACAACCUUGUUACAGGGGAGUAUUUGGUCUGGAACACAGUCACUGCCUCUUUCUGCCAGAACAACUUGGUUUGUCCAGCAUCAGAUCAAGUGUCCAUAUCCAAAUCAGGUUUUCAAAUAGCCUCUCCUCCUCUUUUUUUCUUCUUUUUUCUCUUCAUGUUUUUGAGGAUGAGGAAUUUUGUGUCUCUACUGGGUACAGUAACCUGUGGUGUCCAUUCAGGCCUGUUUGCAGGAGGAAACGUGAGGGGACAAUAUUGUCAUGGCCAACCAGAAUAAAGCAGUAUGGAACACAUGGCAGACAGUAUGGCUUCCUUGCUGUUCUUCUCUUUGUACAUUGACAUCUUUGAGGAAGUUCUUUUUAACCAUAAAUCUUUGUUGUGGUCUGGCUUUCCUUUUAAGCAUUGCCCCUCAGUGCAAGUAUAAUCUCAGUUAAGUUGUGAGCCUUUUGGAAAAAGUUGUAUAUGUGAAGAUGCUUUUUAGGAAACCCAGAUUCUGAUCAACAGUAAACAUUAAUUAUUUAGUACGUUUUUUUUUUUCUAGUUCUCAGCCGUCUUUGGUUGAAAAUGCAGGGGCAGUAUUGUCGUCUUGUGAUCUAAUCCUUCAUGCCACUGUUCAUUUGUGGUAUUAAUGACAAUAAUGUCUUGUGUAUUUUACUGUAAUAGUGUUAAGUAGACACUUGUGCACUUGUGCUCGAUUGAUUUGAGUAACAAGUACUCAAGUGUGUUCUUAAAUCGUCAGUAGAGAUGGUGAGCUCUUGGUUAAAAUGGAACUUCCUCACACAGUGUUGGACCACAGAAUGGCGCCCUGGUGAAGCCAAUAGGAAUGUCCGCCAGGUGGAUUGUACAACAUGAAAUCAUUUUUGGUGAUUUUGUUUAGAUGCGUUAGAUGACAGAAGCCGUUUAAAAAAAAAGAGAGGUCCAGAAGACACAGAGUAUGAAUUUCAAUACAAAUAAAAAUAAUGAAAAAAGAAGAAUAAAGAUGUUAAAGACAACUGCUCUGUGUCGAUCUUUUGUCACAUUUUGAUACACACUGGACCAGAACGCUUCUAUUGUUAAUAUAGACGUAUAAAAGAUUUUUAACAAUAUUUCAUAACCUUUGAUAUUGUCAGUAAAACUAUAUAAGAGGACAUACUUAAUCUUUUUUUCUUUUUUGCAUUCUUGGACUGUUGAUGUUCAAAUUCUCGUUUUUCUGAACACUGUAUGGACCCUUGUCUAUGUUGGCUUAACAAUUGAGAUUGAGAGUUCCCUCUUGACCUGAGGAGCAGGAGUUGACAAAACAAUCCCAACACAAGGUCCAUUUAGUAGCUGUCCCAGAGCUUUCCAUCAUAUCCCACAGUCUUCCUGAGCAUGUUGAUUGUUUAUCUUUAAACAUACAUUUUUCUGCAGAGCUACAAUUUUUGAUAAUCUGCAACUCCAUGAAUACUCAGUAAAAUGUAUCUGCCAAGAAAGACUGUGACAUGAAUUAAAGUGAACAGCUCAUAAAUGAACUUUGUGAAAGAAGAAGAAAUGGAAAUGGAGCUUGAACUUGGGCCAGAGCAGAUUGCAUCAGGUAUGAACAAAGUGCACAGUGAUUUAUCUGGAGCGGUUUCAGCUAAUUAAAGAUGGCAGUGUUUAGAAAAACUUGAAAAACUCAGCGGCCAUUAAAGUAACAGGAAAGUGAUAACCAUCCAUCAGGUGCUUUUGGAUAAUGCUGUUGUGUAAUGUGACAUUUUUACCCCUACAAAAGUCAUUAAGUCCUUUAACUAAAGUUAUGACCCUUGCUUUGCAUUUAGGAAAGCGACUAAACAUCCGACUCUACAUAAUCAACUUGAGGAACCGUCGUCUAACCAUUGAAAACCUGCGCACCCUUUCACAGUCCGUGGCCUCAAAUCGAAGAACCUGAAUUGCCUGUGUCCAUGGCGGAGGUCAGGACACACUGUCUGCGAGCAGCCUUCACUACGAGGACACGGAGAAGGCUACAUGCUGUCGUUUGGUGACGAAACCAGGUCACGAUGACCCCUUAAGACCGUCCUGCUGGAAGACUGUUAUCUCCAAUCCAGCCACACAAUGUUCAUAUAGCGCUUCUGAAAGCAGACCGUAGGAACGACAUCCUGGGUCGUGUCCACAGUCUCCACUGGUGUAGAGGAGGAGAUGAGGGGCUGGUUCAGGGUGUCUGACUACACUGAUGAUGGCCACAUGAUACUGUCAGUGUUGUGCUACUUCCCCAUUGUGGAAAAGGAGGAGCCUCUGCAAAAAGAGGAAGAGGGCGGAAACCUCCACGGAUGAGAGCAGCACAGACCUCUCGUAACGAAGACGCCUCAAACUGAAGCCUAUCCUACUGAUAAUAAGAUGACCUCCGGAGCAAAGGAGCAUCAAGAACUAGUACAUCUAGAGACUUUCUUUCUGCUGACGUCACACCCGGCUGUAAACCACCCCAGGGCGCACCGAAGGUCACCAUCUGAUAGAGCAAGCAGAAUGUCAUCAGGCUGGUGUUAUGACCUUGGGGGUGACUAAAGUCGCCAUAAGAGAUUGUUUCUGCUCCUCGGCUAAGAACGUGACUGACUUUGUACAAACAGAAAUGUUUAUUUCAUUGUUUAUUUCAACCAGAAAAAGGACCUAUUUUCUUCAUAUUUUCACUACGGCAGUCGUCUGUUUGUUGUGUUGACAUUUACAUUUAGACUGCAACUUAAUCCCUGGCAACAGUCAUGUA